CAUGCAUACACACCACACACACACACACACACACACACACCACCACCACACUCUACACGCCACCGCUGUUGGAGCUGCUUUGCACUAGAAAUUAGCAACCAACAACACACUCAUAACCAGCUGCCCGCUGCCUGACACCAGACAUCAGAACAACUUGCUGCCAUCACAUUUAGACACACAGGAAGGCAUAGACUGUUGACUCCCUCAGCCUGUCAGUUGUUCUACUAUGUGAUGUUUCACAUCCAUCUGCUCAUGUUCUCAGGGCUCUGAUCUGACCUCUCACCUGACCUCUACCUGCACCUGCACCUCACCACAGACUGACUCACCUGGAGAGGGAAUCUACCUGGUGAAACUACAGGAAGGGAGUUGGCCAAUCUUGGCGGUUAGGCUAAGGAAGAGGAGGGGGAGUGUAGAAUGGUUCUGUAGAUAACAGAGGAACUGUUCAAACACAUAUCCUGCUGUCAGAUUUACCUUGCUACAGCAUUUCCAGUCCAGUCUCUGCUGCUGUUCUCAGAUUCCUCUCCUGUCCAAAUGUGGGGACAGAAUGAAUGUGUGUGACAGUUUGUGAGUGUGAGAAUAUGAAUCUGAAUGUCUCUGGUCUGGGGGAGGAGCUUCCUGUUAACUCCUCCUCCUUGCGGUGUUCCUAUGAUGUGAUUGGUUGGGAGCAGCGAAUGGAGCAGCUGUAUUUUUGGUUCUACCUGCUGCUCUUCAUCCCUGGUCUCUGCCUCAACACCACGGCUCUCUGGGUGCUGUGUAGACACAUCAGUAAAAAGACCAAGGCAGUGAUCUUCAUGGUGAACCUGGCUCUGGCUGACCUGCUGCAUGUCCUGUCUCUGCCUCUAAGGAUCCACUACUACCGGACACACACCUGGCCCUUUGGACAAACACUGUGUCUGUUCUGUUUCUACCUCAAAUACCUCAACAUGUACGCUUCCAUCUCCUUCCUGGUGUGUAUCAGUGUCCAGAGGUGUGUGUUUUUGCUUCACCCCUUCUAUGCCAGACGGUGGAGACGGCGUUAUGACCUGUUGAUCAGCGCCACCGUGUGGCUGGUGGUGGGAAUAGGUUGCUCCCCCUUUAUCAUCAUGAGGAUCAGCAACAUACCUGUACCCAGCUCUAACCCCAGCCAUUACACUGGUAGCCCAAUACCAUACUCCAUACCCUACACCUUACCUUACACAAGCCCCAGCCCCAGCCCCAGCCCUAGCCCCAGCCCUAGCCCCAGCCCCAGCCCCAGCCCCAGCCCUAGCCCUAGCCCCAGACCCAUCGACGGCUGUUUUAAGGACCUGCCCACCAGGAAACUGCCACUGCCCCUGGUGGCAGCCGUGAUGGUGCUAGCAGAGCUGUUUGGGUUUGUGUUGCCGCUUGGUGCCAUCACCUACUGCUCUCUCCGGAUCGCUCACUCACUGAGACAGAGACACGGACAGGACAGAGAGCACUGGGAUAGCAUUAACCACCACCACAACCACCGCUACCCCCCGACCAGCCAGGCCCAACCCUCAGCCCAGACGGACAGGCAGACGGACAGGCAGACGGACAGGCAGACGGACAGGCAGACGGACAGACAUACGGACAGGCAGACGGACAGGCAGACGGACAGGCAGACGGAGAAAGAUAAGCGUCGCGCCCUGAGGAUGGUUAUGAGCUGCUCGGCGCUCUUCCUUUUAUGUUUUGCUCCGUACCACGUAAAUUUCCUGUUGUACCUGAUGGUGUCUCAGGGUAUAGUGUCCCACUGCCCCACAGUGCUGGUGGUACGUCAUUUCCACCCUGUUUCUCUGUGUGUAGCCAGUCUUUCCUGCUGUCUGAACCCUCUGUUGUAUUACUUCCUCACUGCAGAGUUCAGACAGCACCUCUCCCAAAGCACCUCCUCCCUCUCCUCCUCCAUCAGGGGGCGGCUCAUGAGCCUGGAGAGCACCUCCUCCUUUAGGGAGUAACACCUCCUGUAGGGAGCACUUUGUCCCCUCCUCCUCCUCUCCUCUCCUCUCCUCUCUCCUUCUCUCCUCUUCCUCAUCCUUUUACUCCUCCUCCUCCUC
Coregonus clupeaformis (lake whitefish) is the source of this 2030-nucleotide messenger RNA. It is a transcript of the gene p2ry10, whose product is annotated as P2Y receptor family member 10. Gene Ontology annotation, cellular component: membrane. The coding region runs from base 549 to 1931 and encodes 460 amino acids. The record is from RefSeq and is a predicted model, not a curated record. The transcript has 5 exons. Gene Ontology annotation, molecular function: G protein-coupled receptor activity. Gene Ontology annotation, biological process: positive regulation of Rho protein signal transduction; phospholipase C-activating G protein-coupled receptor signaling pathway. NCBI's taxonomy places the organism in Eukaryota, Metazoa, Chordata, Actinopteri, Salmoniformes, Salmonidae.